AGUUCGCAAUAGAUCUUCACGCUGAACGGGACGGGACAGAGGCUUGAAAGAUCGUCAUGCUGCCCCAUUGUGUCUUCUACGGAGCGUUGCUGCUGGGCUGCUUUCUGAGCCUGUUGCACGACAGCGUGGCCGAGGUGGGGAAGCUGGUUUGCUUCUACGAUGCGGCAAGCUUUGUGCGGGAAGGUCCCUCACAAUUGUCGCUCGCUGAACUGGAGCCUGCACUCAGUUUCUGCAACUUUCUGGUCUACGGCUAUGCAGGCAUCGAUGCGGAGAGCCACAAGAUCAAGAGUCUCAACCCGGAGCUGAGCUACAAUCGCCAGCAUUACCGCCAAAUAACUGCCCUGCGCCAAAAGUAUCCCCACGUUCGGUUCCUCCUCUCGGUGGGUGGAAAUCGGGAUCUAAGCGCCGAGGGCGUGGCAGACAGCAGCAAGUACUUGAGCUUGCUGGAGCAGCCGGAGCAUCGGAGCAGCUUCAGGGCGAGCGUGGAGGCCGAGCUCAGCAACUAUGGCUUCGAUGGCCUGGACCUGGCCUGGCAGUUCCCCAUGAACCGGCCCAAGCUGCAGCAGGGGGUGCUGAAGCGGGCGUGGAGUGCGGUCCGGGGCUGGUUCAGUGCGGCUUCGGUGGACAGCAAAGCGGCGGAGCACAGGGAGCAGUUUGCCACUCUGGUCAGGGAGUUGCGAAUCGACUUGCAGCGCAGUGGCAAGCUCUUGACCCUCAGCAUGCUGCCCCACGUCGAUGCAGAGCUUUUCAUCGACGUUCCCUCGGUGCUCGCGCACGUGGACUUUGUGAACCUGGGAACCUAUGACUUCCACACACCGGAACGGGAUCCCAAGAUCGGCGAUCUGCCCGCGCCGCUGUACGCCAUGUACGACCGCGAUCCCACCCACAACGUGCAGCACCAGGUGCAGUACUGGCUAAACCAGACAUCCGGCUCGAAUGCGGGCCAACUGCACAUCGGCGUCACUAGCUACGGGCGCUCCUGGAACAUGACCAGGAACUCCGGCAUCACUGGCUAUCCGCCCAUACCCGCGGCGGAGGGAGCGGCUCCAGCUGGCAAGCAAAUCGGAAUGCCCGGUUUACUCAGCUGGCCGGAGAUCUGUGAGCUGCUCCAGCAGCAGCCCCAGGACAAGGAGGCUCCACAGCUGCGCAAGGUGGGAGAUCCAACGAAGCGGUUCGGCAUCUAUGCCUACCGCUCGGCAGAUGAAAAUGGCCAAAAUGGCUUGUGGGUGGGCUACGAAGAUCCCACAACGGCGGCCAUCAAGGCAGGCUUUGCCCAGGCUCAAGGACUUGGCGGAGUGGCCUUCCACGACGUGUCCCUCGAUGACUUUCGCGGUCAGUGUGCGGGCGAGAAGUAUCCGAUUCUCAGGAGCAUAAAAUAUCGACUGUAGGUUGUAGACUUGAGAAAUCCGUAGCUCGCACUCCGGCAUUCAUUCGUUUCAUUUCGAUUGCAUCUUUUUGAUUAUUUUGUGAGUAAUAAAAACAAUAUAAAAG
Messenger RNA from Drosophila obscura, 1491 nucleotides. RefSeq names its product chitinase-like protein Idgf5 (gene Idgf5). NCBI's taxonomy places the organism in Eukaryota, Metazoa, Arthropoda, Insecta, Diptera, Drosophilidae. The transcript has 3 exons. The coding region runs from base 57 to 1388 and encodes 443 amino acids. Gene Ontology annotation, molecular function: chitin binding. Gene Ontology annotation, biological process: chitin catabolic process; carbohydrate metabolic process. The record is from RefSeq and is a predicted model, not a curated record. Gene Ontology annotation, cellular component: extracellular region.